Messenger RNA from Tuber melanosporum (Perigord truffle), 748 nucleotides. RefSeq lists its product as uncharacterized. Gene Ontology annotation, biological process: methylation. Gene Ontology annotation, molecular function: nucleic acid binding; protein methyltransferase activity; S-adenosylmethionine-dependent methyltransferase activity. Lineage: Eukaryota; Fungi; Ascomycota; Pezizomycetes; Pezizales; Tuberaceae. The transcript has a single exon. The coding region runs from base 1 to 687 and encodes 228 amino acids. The record is from RefSeq and is a predicted model, not a curated record. Gene Ontology annotation, cellular component: eRF1 methyltransferase complex.
AUGCUUCCGACGCCAACAACUUCUCACCUCUCCUUCGACCACAUCUAUGAGCCAAGCGAGGAUACAUUCCUCCUUCUCGAUACUUUAGCUCUCCAAUCUCCCUUUCUGCGCUCCCGAUUCCCACAAACUUCGCUCCCGCUAGCCCUUGAGCUCGGUAGCGGUUCCGGCGUAAUAACGUCCUUCCUCACCACACACUCAGCCACACUCUUCGGUCACACCUCAAUCACAACUUUAUCCACUGACAUCUCUCCGCAUGCUCCAGACGCUACAAAGCAAACUGUUUCCGCCAAUAUAACCGAAGAAAGCGGAUGCUUUCUCGGGGCUAUUAGGACGGAUUUAGCGACAGGUCUAAGACCGGGAGUGGUAGAUAUGCUAGUGUUUAACCCGCCCUACGUGCCCACGGAGGUGGUGGAAGAUGGGAACGGAGAAGAGGGGUGGAUUGGCGUUGCGUGUGGUGGGGGGGUUGAUGGGAUGGAGGUUACAAUUCGGGUAUUGAAGGGGUUGAAGGAGUGCCUGAGCGAAUCCGGAGUAGCGUACAUAUUGCUCUGCGAGAGAAACAAACCUGAGGCGGUUGCGGAGCAAUUGCGCAACGGCGAGUAUGGCGUCAAAUGGAUCGUAGAGAAGGUGGGCACCUCUGGGAGGAAGGGUGGCUGGGAAGUUUUGGGGAUUUGGAGGGUCAUGAGAUAAAUCAGUACAUUGCAUAUUAUUAUCAAAUAUCUGGAUUCAGAGAGUCUGGAUCAUUCAACAA